Hippopotamus amphibius kiboko is the source of this 1161-nucleotide messenger RNA. It is a transcript of the gene BEAN1, whose product is annotated as brain expressed associated with NEDD4 1. The record is from RefSeq and is a predicted model, not a curated record. The transcript has 5 exons. Bases 1 to 1161 code for a protein of 386 amino acids. Lineage: Eukaryota; Metazoa; Chordata; Mammalia; Artiodactyla; Hippopotamidae.
AUGGAGCUCAGGAAUGACCCGGGCGGCGGCCCAGCGCUGCUGAGGCCCCGGAGCCGCGGCGCAGGGCGGCGGCAGCGGGCGGCCGUGGCGUGGGCAGCAGCGCGGGGCCGGCGGGCGGCCGGGAGGGGCUGCGGCAGGGCCAGGGCCGGGAAACCGCCGCCACCGCCGCCUCGGCCGGGGAUCGCGGGCACCGGGUCGGCUCGGCCGGGCUCCGCCCCGCCCCGCCCCGCCCCGCCCCGCCCCUGCGCGCAAAGCAGGCUGAGGCGGAGCGGCGCGCCCCCCGCGACGCCCGAGCCCGAGCCCAAGCGCAGCGGCAUCCAAGCGGGAACCGGAGCGGGAGCAGAGCCAGAGCGGGAACCUGAGCUGGAGCCGAAGCUGGAGCCGGCAGUGCGGCGUACGGAGCGGAGCGAGGCAGCCAAGCCGACUCGAUACAACCGCACCAGCUACUUCUACCCCACAUUCUCAGAGAGCUCAGAGCACAGCCAUCUGCUCGUGUCUCCUGUACUGGUGGCAAGUGCAGUCAUAGGCGUGGUCAUCAUCCUCUCCUGCAUCACCAUCAUCGUGGGCAGCAUCCGCAGGGACAGGCAAGCCCGGCUCCAGCGGCGCCGCCGCCGCCACCGCCGCCACCGCCGCCGCCGCCGCCGCCAUCGAGAGUACGAGCACGGCUACGUGUUUGACGGGCACACAUAUAGCCGCUCGAGCCACAGGAUGCGCUACGCCUGCAGCCCGGCCGAGGACUGGCCUCCACCCUUGGACCUCAGCUCUGAUGGGGACGUGGAUGCCACGGCGCUCCAAGAGCUGUACCCAGAUUCUCCACCAGGUUACGAGGAGUGUAUGGGGCCGGGGGCCACGCAGCUGUAUGUCCCCACGGAUGCCCCGCCACCCUACUCGCUGACUGACUCCUGCCCCGAGCUGGAUGGUGUCCUGGAUGCAGGCAGUGGCCACAGCCCCAGCCAACACCAGCAGGCGCAGAGGCUGCAGGGCCAGAGUGGCCUCCGCACCGUCUCCAUGGACACCCUGCCACCUUAUGAGGCCGUGUGUGGGGCCAGCCCCCCGUCAGGCCUGCUGCCGCUGCCAGGACCAGAACCAGGGCUAAGGGGUUCCCAGGGCUCACCUGCCCCAACCCAGGCCCUGGCCUCUGGCCCAGAGAGGAUUAUGUGA